GUGUUCCAGGAGUCUCCAGAGCCCCUCAUUUAAUCGUAAUGACUGGCGCAGCGACCUACCAAGUUUGCUUGAAGAAGGACGGCACGGAAUUCUCUACAGUACGCCAGAUUCGACUGAACGCCACUGUGGAAGAAACGCACAAGGAUUUGCUGAUAGGACAACGUGGACUUCGUCAUGUGCUUCAACCAUUGAGAGCCAAACCAUGUCGUACGGCAGUGAAACUUUUCAAAGAUAAAAAUGGUUAUGAUUAUGGGAUGGAUGACAUAGCAGAGGCAAAGGAAUACAUAUUGAAACUGGAGGUUUGUCGCGAUGCAGAUGAAGAAGUGCACUUGCGGUUUGAAUAUCUCUCAUGGAGCUGUGACGACUUCAAUAACUUGAGUACGGAAGAUGAUGUACGUCAUCAGUUUUUUGAUACAAUAACUGUAAGAGAGGGACAAGGUCCACAACAUCAAAACAAUCAAGUAGUGCUGCCACACAGUGGAACAGCUAAUGGAACACCAUGUAGCAACACUGACUUUCAACAAAUGCCGAACCCAUCUGGCAGUCAAUCAAGAUCAAACAACCAAAGUCUUGUGGGAUUUCCAAGUGAAAGCUAUGAGAAAGAGUUUUUAACACCAACGGACAAACUGAUUGAUAUUGUCACCGAUUGUGGAAGACACCAGUAUCACAAAUUUGCAUUUGAACUUAAAGUUCCUCUGAAGGAAGUUGAUGAUAUUAAUGUAACGUUAGACCAAAACAGGCAAAGGCUCCACCGCAUCAUUCAGAAAUGGAUGGAUGGCAAAAGAGUCACUCGUGGACAGCUACUAAUGGCUUGUAAACGAGCAAAAGUGUAUGGGGCAGUUGAGACAGAAGUGAUGACUUUACUGCAGUCAAUAUAAACAAUCGAACUUCGUACUUGUUUGUAACUCUUUAGUAGACUUCUACUUGUUUGUCAUAAUUGUUUCUUAUUAGAUACCAGUCAUUGGGUAAAAAGCAGUGGGCUAAGUUUGCUCCCAACCUUUUAAAUUUUUACCCUGCUAUUCGUAAGUCCUAGGAGGAUGGAAACAUAGAAAAAACUACUGUAUUAAAUGCUUGCAUUUGGACUUUGGCACUGUAGGUACCCAUAAUGACCCAACUCUUGUUGGUGGAUUAUAAAUGAAAUAUGUGCAGACAGACAGACAGAGACAGACAGACAGACUGUUAUAUUUGAACUCUUAAAACUCUACAAAUAACAACUGCUAACUUUACGUAUCCAUAACAAUAACAGUCAAGGAACAAAAUGUUGAAUGUCUUUAUCAUACAGAAAAUCAUCAAAAUUGUACUUAGACAACUUCGACAACUUUUUGAAAAUCACACGAGAGUUGCAAGACUGUACAACUACAGACAGUUGCUUUCUCCAUCUAUCUCUAAUGUCUGUUUUGCUGCUUUCCAUUUGCAUCUUUUGAAAUUUUGGAGAUCUUAUCGAGAUAGUCUUCAGCCAUAGGGCCCCAAAAACCAGUGUUCAAAAACCAGUGGAAUACACAGACAGACAGGCAGGCAGGCAGACAGAAGGAGCCUCAGCACCGAUACUCUGGGAAUAAAAACCGACCUGAUAUAACUAGUUGUUUACGACUCAGGCUCAAGCCUUUAAAGAGCCCACAGUGACUGGAAGGAGGUAUGUAGCAGCAAGGAGAGAAAUGAAAGCAAGCAGAGAUGAUGGACAGUAUCUUCCUGAAACUUCUACUUCUCUAACGUUUACUAGUUUUGAACAUUUUGGAUGGUGGGCUGAAGAGUAGAAACACUCUCGCAAGACAUUGAGGGGAGAAGGAAUGAGGCAGCUUUUAUAAGGUUUUGGAGGAUACAUUUUCAAUUUAUUCACCAGUGCUGCAAUUCGCAAGUCAUCAUGAACAAAUUGCAACUUAUACGAGUUACCGGGUUAAGUAGAUGAGAACAUUUAUGACAGAGACAUCCAAGGGUUCACUACUAGCAGAUUGAACCAUGUAUUUAAAAUUUAGUGAUAGAAAUGUUAUGUAGAGUUUGCAUUUCAAUAAAGCCAGCCAGCCAAACAAGCAGACAGCUUUCAAACAAGAAGGGAAGAAACAAAAUACAAGUAAAAGAACUUCUGAAUGGUGUAGCCCCAUCCUGUAAGCUAUGGCACAUUUGGUCACUGGAGAUUCAGGCAGAGAAGAUAGCAGAGAAGUCACAAGAUGAUGAGGGGAGACAAAUCCAGCUGUGUUUAAAACUGAAUGGAGAAAUUCAUAAGUUAUUUCACAGAAAUGCAACUGCAAAGUACUCGGGGACAAAACAACAUACUUAUGAUACGUCUAGUAGUGCUAAUGUUUUUAUUUGUAAUUUGUGUUCAAGGACCCUUAUGUCCUUGUUAUUGUUGUAAAGAGCCAUAGAUUCAGUAGCUACUUGCUAGUUCUUUUGUUAAAAAGAUGUUUCUUAUCUUUUUUACAUAUUGAUCGUCUUCACUUUCAGAAGAUGUUAUGUUAUAACGUCAUAUAAUUUUGCAUCAAUGUCAAACCGUGUUGCUAACGCUUUUAUACACUCUAAAGCUAAAUCCAAUAUUUUUUCUGCAGCUUUCAUUAUUUGAUUAUAAUGUGACGUAAAGACAAUUGCAGAAACACGUGCUUAUUUCUUGUGCCUCUG
Corticium candelabrum is the source of this 2610-nucleotide messenger RNA. RefSeq lists its product as uncharacterized. The record is from RefSeq and is a predicted model, not a curated record. The transcript is spliced from 5 exons. NCBI's taxonomy places the organism in Eukaryota, Metazoa, Porifera, Homoscleromorpha, Homosclerophorida, Plakinidae. The coding region runs from base 39 to 878 and encodes 279 amino acids.